Molecule: messenger RNA, 888 nt
Organism: Cooperia oncophora
Lineage: Eukaryota; Metazoa; Nematoda; Chromadorea; Rhabditida; Trichostrongylidae
Source: the annotation of a GenBank genome assembly
AUGGUCACACUAGCAGAAUGGCCCGAGUUGGCCGUUGUAACAAAGGAACAACGAUUCGAACUUGUGCUCAAGAGCUUGGACUCUCAAGAAAGGACUCCUAACUUGAGUGACGAUGAGCUUCAGAAAAUGGUCUUUGAGAAGAAUCGCCAGUUGAACUUCAUUAGUAUAGCGGGUUGUGGAAUGUCAUAUCUUUCACCUUCAAUUGUGUCGUGUUCACAGCUCACCAAACUUGUGAUCAUACGAAACGAACUGGUUUCUGUUCCCGAGGAUUUAGGUACCUUAUCGAAAUUGGUUUUCAUUGAUCUUAGCACUAACAAGUUGGAACGAUUACCGGCCUCGUUUUCAAAACUUACCAAGCUUGAAACCUUGGUAGCAUCCGGAAAUCAGAUAACGGAUGACGGAUUAUUCGACUUCUCUGCCAUUGAAUCCCUCCAUGUUCUUGAUCUUUCUCAUAACAAGUUGACGUACGUACCGCCUACGUUGACAAGUGGAAAACUCGUCCACUUGCACACGUUGAAUCUUGCUCAUAAUAAAAUAACCGAGGUGACUCCAGAACUCAAUGUGAUCGAACACAUGAAGACCUUGAAUCUCUCCGAGAAUGAAAUCACGUCCCUACCGUGGGCAAUUGGUCAGAUGGAAAAGAUCAAAGUUUUGGAUUUGUCACUGAAUCCGUUCAAGGAUGGACGCUUCAAGAAACUCGCCAAUGACAAAAGGGCUAAGGUUUCCGCUGUGAUUUCGUAUAUUGCGAAGAAUGCGCCUAAAGUUUCUAAGAAGCCCUCAGCAGAGACCGAUUCUGCGGAUGCAACAGCUGCAAAGCAAUCAGCAGAAGAUGGAGCUUUGCUUGUCAGGAUAGGUGCUCCAAAUGUAAGUCUUGCGACUUUUAAGCAA